Molecule: messenger RNA, 3957 nt
Organism: Seriola aureovittata
Lineage: Eukaryota; Metazoa; Chordata; Actinopteri; Carangiformes; Carangidae
Product: F-box/WD repeat-containing protein 7-like
Exons: 14
Coding region: 319-2520 (733 amino acids)
Biological process (GO): proteasome-mediated ubiquitin-dependent protein catabolic process; ubiquitin recycling
Cellular component (GO): cytoplasm; nucleus
Molecular function (GO): ubiquitin binding
Source: RefSeq, a predicted model, not a curated record
GCCGGCGUCAAACAAAGCUCCAUGUGCAAGAAGAGAAACAACCGAAGCGGAGGAAGUUUGGUUUUUGUUUCUAGUUAGUCAUGAAAACACAUAAAAACAUAAACCUGGAGGUGGAGAAGUUUGUUCUGAAGUCGAGUUGUUCGGUUUCGAGCUGAAGAACUGAAGCUUCCGGGAAGAAGAAUAAAGAAGAAGAGGACGAAAGGAGAGAAAAAUAAAAGUUCUGGUGUUUAAAAAUUAAAGUCCGGUGGAGCUGGAGGGGAGAAAAGUUUGUGUUUUUAAAGGAUGUGUCUUUGUACCUCAGUGUGACGAACGAAACAGAUGAGCGAGGAAAAGAUGGAGAGAGAGAGUCAUGAAAGGAGAGAGGAGGAGGAGAGGACAGUACAAACUUCAUCCAGGAGGAGAGAAGAAGAAGAACAGGAGGAGGAGGAGGAGGAGGAAGAGGAACUAGAGAGGUUGAGGGUGAAAGACUUCAGAUACAAAGCGCAGAGAGAGCUGAUUGGUGGACACACUCCGAUCUCCGCCUCCUCCUCCUUCACAUCCUCCCCUUUCCUCUCCUCCUCUCUACACCGAGGAGGAGGAGGAGCAGGAGGUGAGGAUGAUGGGGAGGAAGACGAGGUCAGAGUAACCAUAGUCACCAUCGAGGACGAAUCCUGUCCGUCUGAGCCUUUUGGCACCACCCAACUUGAAACAGCCAAUCAGAUCACACGGACAGAGGACGGAGGAGACAAAGUGAAGCAAGAAGAAGAGCAGGGGGAGGAGAAGGAGGGUGAGAUGGAGGAGGAAAUAGAAGAGGAGGAGGUGGCAAACAGUGAUGAAAGAGAGGAGGAAGAGGAGGAGGAGGAGGAGAACGCAGAGGUGACGUCACCAUCGCUGCACCUGCAGAGCCAGAUGAAGAGGAAGUUGGAUCAUGGUCCGGACGGCCGGCCGUUCCCCUCAGGGAAGAAGCACUGCAAAGGCAACGGGUACCUCAGUCCUUCCAGUCUGGUUCCGGCCACGCCCACCACAUUCGGUGACCUGCGGCUGGCCAAUGGGCAUUCGGCUCAGAGACGGCGGGUCACCUCGGGUCCGCCCCCUUCUGGCCUGCAGGACUGGCUUCACAUGUUCCAGACGUGGAGCGGUCCCGAGAGGCUAUUGGCUCUGGACGAGUUGAUUGACAGGUGUGAGACCAAUCAGGUGAAGCACAUGAUGCAGGUCAUCGAGCCCCAGUUCCAGAGAGACUUCAUCUCCCUGCUGCCCAAAGAGCUGGCUCUGUACGUGCUGACCUUCCUGGCUCCCAGAGACCUGCUGCAGGCCGCUCAGACCUGCAGGUACUGGAGGAUCCUGGCUGAAGACAACCUGCUGUGGAGGGAGAAGUGCCGCGAGGAAGGUAUCUCGGAGUGCGCGUCUUACCAUCGCAGGAAGUGUGCGAGGCCGAGCGUGGCGGUCAGUCCGUGGAAAUCGGCCUACAUUCGACAACACCGCAUCGAGAACAACUGGAGGGACGGGGACACACGGGAGCCCAUGGUGCUGAAAGGUCACGACGAUCACGUGAUCACCUGCCUGCAGUUCAGCGGUGACCUGAUCGUCAGCGGCUCCGAUGACAACACACUCAAAGUCUGGUCAGCCAUCACCGGCAAGUGUCUGCGGACGCUGACGGGUCACACCGGCGGGGUGUGGUGCAGUCAGAUGGCGGUCGCCACGGUGAUCAGCGGCUCCACCGACCGGACGCUGCGCGUGUGGGACGCCGAGAGCGGAGAGUGCGUCCACACGCUGUACGGACACACGUCCACUGUGCGCUGCAUGCAUCUCCACGGCAACCGGGUAGUGUCGGGCUCUCGGGACACGACGCUGCGAGUGUGGGACGUGUCGACGGGUCGCUGCGAGCACGUGCUGACGGGCCACGUGGCGGCGGUUCGCUGCGUCCAGUACGACGGCCGCCGCGUCGUGUCGGGCGGAUACGACUACAUGGUGAAGGUGUGGGACCCCGAGACGGAGGCGUGUCUGCACACACUGCAGGGACACACCAACAGGGUGUACUCGCUACAGUUUGACGGCGUCUUCGUCGUGAGCGGCUCAUUGGACACGUCGAUCAGAGUGUGGGACGCAGAGACAGGUGGGUGUGUCCACACGUUGACCGGCCACCAAUCGCUGACCAGCGGCAUGGAGCUACGAGACAACAUCCUGGUGUCCGGGAACGCCGACUCCACGGUGCGAGUGUGGGACGUCCGGACGGGACAGUGUCUCCACACGCUGCAAGGUCCUAACAAGCACCAGUCGGCGGUGACAUGCCUGCAGUUCUGCCGAGGUCUGGUCCUGUCCAGCUCCGAUGAUGGGACGGUCAAACUAUGGGACCUGAGGACUGGGGCCUGGGUGAGGGACGUGGUGGCGCUGCAGAGCCGGGGAUCAGGUGGUGUGGUGUGGCGAAUCAGGGCGUCCGACACUCGGCUGGUGUGCGCUGCCGGCAGCAGGAACGGGACAGAGGAAACCAAACUGCUGGUGCUUGACUUCGACCUGGACGACAAGAAGAAAGAGACGGACUGAAGCGGGAGGGGAGGGGGCGACGUGACGUCGUCAAGUAGAAACAAAAGAGCAGCAGACAACAGCCACACAAACAGACAGGUAUGAAUGUUGCAACACGUCCUGAUUGGCUGGCUGAGACAGGUGAACAAGAUAUCUGCUGCAGCCUGGGAAAAACCAACAAGGACGGGCCACUAAAAACCUGGUGGGACGACCUCAGCCUUGCGGGAGAUGCGGCGACAGAUGAAUGUUUGACGCCGUGACGGACAAAAACAUGGAUGUAAACGGCUUCUACGACAAGGAACGAAUGUCCGAUGGACAGAUGUCUUCAACAAACGUGGACAAAUCCUAAGACAUUAUGAUGGUGGUUGAAUGUAACCAAAUUGGGGGGGGGGUGGGGGGGUCGAGGGCAUUGAGGGCAUUGACUUUUAUUGCUGCUGAACCAAUGAGGACGUCGCUGUUUAAACCAACCAAUCCAAAUGAACCAAAUCUCAAUGGCUGGAGACACACGGGCGACUUUUAAAGACGACGUUGAAAUGAAUGUGAACAGUCGACACAACCUCAUAUUUAGUCAGUAUUGUUUUCGUACCAGCAGCCGUUUUAUCAGAGUGUUUGUUUCUCCGUUGCCUCUGAACGUAGCUCGAGUGUCUCGGCCCUGCAGUACUGUAACAUGUAGAGGGAGCUGUUGCUUCAGCUGGGGAAUUUUGGGGAAUAAAAGUUGUUGUUUUUUUCCAUCCAGAAAAGAGGGAGGACUAAACGACAAACCUGUGUAAUCCAGCUACAGCCGGAGCCUCACAUCUUCAACAGUCCAAACACCUGAAACGUGACACAAUAAUAUUCAGUCAGAUAUGAAAAAGAAAAGGAGGAAACUGAAUCUUAUGAGCAACUACUUUGUAAAUACACUGAAUUUAUAGCAUUAAAAUAUUUAAACACACACAGUUUAUGUGGUUUGAAAUUUCCACAGGGUAAUGCUAAUUUUUAAAAAAUGUCACAGUUUAUAAAGAAUGUGUUUUGUCCCUUCUUUGCUUCCAUAGACACCUGUGAGUUUCACUCAGUAAAUCCUUCUCUGAAUGGUCACUUCACAUGUUUUCAUCAGCUCAUGAAAUAUUAAAAAAGAAAGAAAUAAUUAAAAAAAACAACUCUUACCAGAUAUUAAUCUGAUCAGCUGCCGUUGCCAGGCAACACCUCCAGCCAAUAAGCAGAGAUUUGGGCGAUAUUUCCCCCAGCAACAAGUGGUAUUUCAGGCGGUGUCUUUCUGGGAAACUUGACCUUUGCAGGUGUGAGGCUGCGGCGCGCUGGCGCUGUCCUGAUCCUGUAAUCAUGUAAAUGACUGUAAAUACAAAGAGGAUGUAAAUAUUCAGCUUUUUAUAAGACGAAAACAGAAAAUAUUGUCACGGUGGAAUGAGAGAAGAACAGGAUGGAUGGAUGAAUAUGGAUCAAUAAAGAUGAGUUUUAUAAAAA